AUGGAAAAGCGUGUUUACGAAGUUUGGAAAGGAAGUAAUAAGUUUUUCCUUGGUGGAAGGCUAAUAUUCGGUCCAGAUGCUAGAUCUUUGCCUGUUACCUUAUUGCUUAUCAGUGUUCCUUCUAUAAUCUUUUGCAUAUUUGUUGCAAGGCAUCUUCGACAUAGAUUUUCUCCAUACAAUGCAGGAUAUGGAAUUAUGGUGGUAGCAGUUGUCUUUACUAUCUAUGUGUUGAUUAUUCUUUUCCUCACAUCAGCCCGGGACCCAGGAAUCAUUCCUCGCAAUUCACGUCCCCCAGAGGAGGAGCCUCACCAUGAUUCUUCUGUUCCAGCUCAGGCUCGGAAUCGGCAUACACCUGGCCGUCAGUUCCCUCGAACUAAAGAAGUUAUGGUUAAUGGAAUGCAGGUGCGGGUGAAGUAUUGUAGCACAUGCAUGCUUUAUCGACCUCCUCGUUGCUCCCACUGUUCCAUUUGCAACAAUUGUGUUGAGAGAUUUGAUCACCAUUGCCCUUGGGUAGGGCAAUGCAUCGGACUGCGCAAUUAUCGGUUCUUCUUUAUGUUCGUUUCUUCAACAACUCUUCUCUGCAUCUAUGUGUUCUCCAUGUCAGCAUUGUACAUUAAGGUUCUGAUGGAUGAUAACCACAGAACAGUUUGGGAAGCAAUGAAAGAAUCUCCUCCAUCUGUCGUACUAAUGGCGUAUUGUUUCAUUGCUCUAUGGUUUGUUGGUGGGCUCACAGGGUUUCACUUGUACCUCAUCGGAACAAACCAGACUACCUAUGAAAAUUUUCGACAUAGGGCUGACAACAGAAUCAACAUUUUCGAUCGAGGUUGUCCGAGUAAUUUUGAUGAAAUAUUUUGCACAAAGCUAAACCCCUCAAAGAAUAAUUUCCGGGCUUUAGUUCAAGAGGAGGUACCCAGGCCUACUGAGGAAGCGAAAGCAGAAGAUGUAGGUGGAGAUACACAUCCGAAAAUCGAGGUAGAUCUAGAGAACCGCCAAAAUCUAUUGAAGAUAUCCGAGCAGCAUAAUAUAGAGGACGGUAUAGACCUAUCGAAGAUCUCCCGACGACAAAAUGACGAGGAAAAUGAUAGUAGAGAGAGUAAUGAUCCUCUUCGUAGUACCUUGGAGGCUGAUUCUAUUAUGGAUAUAAAUCAUCGAGCUUCUCUGACUAUGACUAUGAUUCGAUCAGACCCCGAACCCUCGAGUUACGGUAACAGUAGUUCAGAAAUCGCAGCUGAUUCCCAUACCAAUUCUACAGUUACAAUAAAAGAAGCUGGCCGUUUAUUUGAGUAAUUUGUACAGUAGCCAUUGCAUUCUUUUGAUUAGAGUUUUUACCGUAUGAAGGGGAUAUUUCUUUGAUUUACGAAUGAGAAAGUUUCGAUUGGGGAGGGAAAUUUACUCCCUUUCAGGCAUAAAAAUACAUGCAUAAAAAAUAAUGUAUUACCAUCGAACACGAUGGCAAUCAAAACAACGAAAAGGACAAUUGUCCACAAGAAAUGUACCAAUAAAUAGAUUCAGAGGGAAAAGAAUCCACUUGGUCAGAUGAUUGAUUUUUAGAUUUAAUCCGCUGGUCUAAUUAAGGCAUUCAACUUGACCAGAUGAUUCUCUAAAUAUUUAUAAAUAUAUUGAAAAAGCUUUUUAAAAAAAUUUACAUCUUCAUUCGUGCCAUCGUACACCUCAAGCAGGAAGCACCAUCUGAACCAUUUAAACUCCAAGGGAUACCCACAAGGUUAUUACUAUUUAUUUUUCUUAAAAUACAUUUAGAUAUAACCAUAAAAUUUAAUCUUCCAAAUAUAUCGAACA
Messenger RNA from Gossypium raimondii (Peruvian cotton), 1797 nucleotides. RefSeq names its product protein S-acyltransferase 8. NCBI's taxonomy places the organism in Eukaryota, Viridiplantae, Streptophyta, Magnoliopsida, Malvales, Malvaceae. Gene Ontology annotation, molecular function: protein-cysteine S-palmitoyltransferase activity. Bases 1 to 1287 code for a protein of 428 amino acids. Gene Ontology annotation, biological process: protein targeting to membrane; peptidyl-L-cysteine S-palmitoylation. Gene Ontology annotation, cellular component: endoplasmic reticulum; Golgi apparatus. The transcript has 5 exons. The record is from RefSeq and is a predicted model, not a curated record.